Molecule: messenger RNA, 462 nt
Organism: Pocillopora damicornis (cauliflower coral)
Lineage: Eukaryota; Metazoa; Cnidaria; Anthozoa; Scleractinia; Pocilloporidae
Product: transient receptor potential cation channel subfamily V member 5
Biological process (GO): calcium ion import across plasma membrane
Cellular component (GO): plasma membrane
Molecular function (GO): calcium channel activity
Source: RefSeq, a predicted model, not a curated record
AUGUGGCUAUUGCUUAAAGAUCCAGGAAUGAGUGAGGGAAAGCGCGCUGUAAAAGGCAACGAACAAGGAGACCGGCAUGAAAUGAAUCGCUGUCGUGAAUAUGAGCAAGAUUUCAUUGUAGAUGCAUUCGACGAGGAGUUCUGGUUUAGGCUUGAUCCAUUUAUCAUGAUCAAGGUCCAUCAAAAGCAGAACAAAGGGUUGUCAUGGAAUAGAGCUAUGGAUGAAGUUCAUGUUGAGAAAUUGAUUUCGAAAUACAAGGACAGCGGAGAACUCGAAAGCGAGGAUCCAGCACUUUUAAUGUUGAAAAAGUGGCCUGCAUCUGAACAGUACAAAGAUAAUCCCGAUGAUCAAUUGGCGGAACCUGUGAAGAAAAGAGCCAUGUUGCCAGUGGAAUUGGCAAUGGAAGGAGAGAAAGACAAUGUGGCCGCAUUUCUGAUCAGAGUUAUGUCACACGAAAGGUAG